Messenger RNA from Acanthamoeba castellanii str. Neff, 348 nucleotides. RefSeq lists its product as uncharacterized. The record is from RefSeq and is a predicted model, not a curated record. The coding region runs from base 1 to 348 and encodes 115 amino acids. The transcript has a single exon. Lineage: Eukaryota; Discosea; Longamoebia; Acanthamoebidae.
AUGGCCAGCGACCUGGAGAAGUACAGUCUUGAGGAAGGAACAAGGGCGAGGGCCAUGGCAAUGAUCAUAGUAGCGCAGGAGCACACACGGUGCUGCCACAACAUCAAGGUCCAGGGAGCAAUCAACAAAAAAAUCACCAGCGAGCUGAAGGCCAUGCCACAGCAUCUCUCAACUGAGGAGGAGGUGGUGUACAUCAAAAAGCGCCAGAGUGAGCUGCAAGAAGAGGGCAAUGCAAUUGCAGAAGAGGAGAGGGAGGAAUCUAGCGAGGAGGAGCUUAGUGAUGGUGCAGUUGAUGCACUAAUUGACUGUUAUGGAGAUGGGGAGGAUGAGGACAAUGAAGAUGACUAA